CUACUAUAUAACAAAUAAUUUGAGUAGCAUUUGAUGUAGCUCGGAGCUCCAGUACGUUUAGUUUCUUGCUGUGCAAUGAAGGCGACGGUACUUGCACUUUGCUUGAUGUAUGUGUCAGUGGUUGGUGGUGAGGGUGAUGGUGAGUCCAGUGGCAGUGACGAGGAAGUUGCUGUGCCUAUAAAGUGUGUACAGGGUGAUGGGAGUGAUAUGGAAGCAAAGGUCUGUGAAGGGGACGAUGCAGCAACCAAGUGCAGCCAGCCAAGGUAUGUAGAGUACACAGGUAUGUCAGAAGGGGUAGACUACGCUUGUGGACCUUGUGCAGACGAUACAGAAGAUACAUGUGAGAGCUGUUUAGGAGAAACGGAGACAGCCUGCAAUGUGAAGAAGGAUACUGAUGAUGACUUCAAGUGCCAUAGUUACGAGUAUAAUUUAACAGACAAAAAGUUCAUAAUGAAAGAGGAUUUAACAAUCUGCAAAAGACUGGAGGGAACUCUAAUUAAGUGCAACAUGCCCGGAGAUUUUGCAGACGAAGAUUACGAAGUCAAGAAAAAGGGGUGUGGGGGAUGUAGGUACUCGGACAAAGCAGCAAGGGUAUGUGCGGAAUGCGAGGAUAGAGAUGUGUGCAACAGAACACCUGUCAAGUGUGUCCAGGGGGACGGUUCUGAUGGGUUGGGUAGAAUUUGUAUACCCGAAAAGUCUCAAGCACCACCCACUGUGUGUAGCAAGCCGAAGUUUCUAGAGUAUGAAGGUUUCGCAGACGGAACCUACAGCUGUGGAGACUGUGACACUAACACAUGUGAGGAAUGUGACGGGAAUGAUGUCACAGCGUGUAACACCAAGAUAACCACCGUGGGAAGAGAUUUCAGGUGUAAUGAGUACAAAUUCGAUCAAGACAGCAAAAGUUACAUUAAAAAGAACAUGGAGGAAACAGAGGGAACAGUCACUUGCAGGAGACUAAAAACAACCCCCAUGCUGUGCAACAAGCCAGUUGCUAACGAUGGUAAAAAAGUACAGUUUUUGGACAACACCCGCUGUGGAGGAUGCACAGUUAGUGGUGUACAGGCUGAACACUGUCAACAGAUAGAUCCGGUGCCUAUAUUGUGUUUACAGGGAGAUGGAACGAACACAGAGGGUCAAACAUGUCCCAAAUCUGGGGAUGAUGGCGUGCCAGUCAAGUGCCACCAGACCAAGUUUGUGCAAUACUCUGGGUUUGCUGGAGAGCUUAGCUACGGGUGUGGAGGCUGCACGCCUGACAAAUUGAACACGACGUGUCAGGAGUGCUUUGGAAACACAGAUGAGCCAUGCAACAAGGAAAUUAUAACGAUUAAACCGGAUUAUAAGUGCUACGAUUAUGAAUACAAAGAGAAGGAAAAAAAGUUUAAAACCAAAGAUGAUAUGAUAACUUGUCAGAGACGAGAGAAUACUGCACCAAAGUGCAAUAUGCCGGGCAGGGAAGCCACCAGCACCAAUUACCUAAACAACGGAUGUGGAGGAUGUACUGCGGAGGAGAAGGCAGCUAUGACAUGCACGGAAUGUGGAAAUGUUCAGUGCAACAGAGCUUUUGUUGCUGCCUUCACAGCCAUCUUCCUGCCUCUUAUCCUAGCCCUCUUGUGAGAACACUUUAGCAUGACAUGGUCCUGAUGUGAUAGUAAUGUCAGCAUGUUUGUUGAACACGUUUUACGAUUUCAAUGUUUUUAUCAACAUUUUGUAUUUAGAUACAAUCGAGUGAGUGAUAUCAGAGAUUGUGAGGUAGCAU
Messenger RNA from Bolinopsis microptera, 1756 nucleotides. RefSeq lists its product as uncharacterized. The transcript is spliced from 8 exons. The coding region runs from base 76 to 1614 and encodes 512 amino acids. The record is from RefSeq and is a predicted model, not a curated record. Lineage: Eukaryota; Metazoa; Ctenophora; Tentaculata; Lobata; Bolinopsidae.